UUUAUCGACAUGUUUAUUUUUGAAAGACAACGGGAGCAUAUAUUGCAACUGUAGUAGGAGAAAGGUUUCGUUAAUCAUGUUCAGACAAGCAUAUAACGGUAUAAACCUAUUGAAUUUUUCCGUCAUUUUGCAAGAGACGAGCAAAAAACAUUCAUGAUUGUGUAGGGCGACAAUGGUUCACGAUUCCACAGUAGCACAAUAGAUCGAAAAAAAUCCCAAGUCAGACGAUAUAUGAUAUUUAUGACCUCGAAGCUACAAUAGCCGCGGUUCGCUAUGAACGGGCACAAAGAUGGACUAAGACUCUAACCAUGAAAAGAAGUUUGAAAUCAGAGAAGAGUGAAACUGCUCAUAGUGAAAUAAGAAAGACAACAGCUGAAAUGGGAAAUACUAGAUCACUCAAUUGGGUUGAUAUAGAUUUUCCUCCUGAAACUCAAUAUAAAACUAUUCUGGAAACCAUCAAAGAAAAGAACAAAGAAUCGGAUGAAUUGCAUUUAUUCAAAGAUACUGAGUUUCCUACCAAUCAGUCAUCAUUAUUUCAUAUCCCUGACACCGUUAAAUAUGAUUGUAUAACUUCUUGGAAGCGACCCCACGAAUUAUCAGCUGAUCCAGAAUUUGAAAACACAUAUCAUGUUCAAAAAAUAAAUGUUGGACCUUUUACCUCAUGGUACACUUGGACAGGUGCAAUAGCGGCUUUAUCAACAAGCCCAGCAUGUUUGGUUAAAACGAUAAAGCCACGUAAACAAACUUUAAAUGGUGAAGAGUACGUUGGUAUGUUUAUAUUCCAUUUUUGGGAAUUAGGAUCUUGGACCGAUGUAAUUAUUGAUGAUUAUCUUCCUAUGAUUGGAAAUGAUCUUGCUUUUUCAAGAGUUGAUAAGAAAGAUCCUUACUGGUUACCUUUAAUGCAAAAGGCAUAUGCUAAACACUGUGGUACAUAUCAAGCGGCAGGUGGUCUCUUAUCCGAGUUUUUCGAAGAUUUUACUGGCGGUUUGGCUAUCACCUACAGAUUGAAUUCGGAAACAGGAAACGAAGUGUUCACAGCUCUCCAGAAAGCUAAAAACAAUUCUAGUUUUGUUUGUUGUACUAAAGAAUUUCCAAGUGUGGAGAUUGAUUCCAUGGAUUAUAUAGAACAACAUGGUUUUAAUGUCAUAAAAGCAAUCGAGAUUGAGAAUGAAGGAUCAACAUUGAGAUUGAUUGAAGUUAUGACACCCCAUCAGAAGAAACCUGAUUGGACUGGUGAUUGGAGUGUUGAAUCUAAAAAAUUUAAAGAAUCUGAACAUUUGCAUGAAAAAAUGGGAUAUCAUUCAAUGCCCGAUGGUCGUUUAGAAAGACAGCUUUGUGGAGUAUUUACUAUGAGUUUCGAAGAUUUCAAGGAAUACUUCAUGGAUGUGACAAUUUUGGCGACUGGAAAGAAUUUCCAGAAAGAGGCUGAAAGUAAUUUUUAUGGUGGACAAGAUGACUGGUUACAUUGUGAUGUGAAAAGUACUUGGAAACCUGGUUCUAUACCAGAUCUUGAUUAUGAUAAUAUUGAGGAUGAUGACGUGUGUCAGUAUAAUCCACAUUAUUAUAUGGAACUUAAAGAACCUGAUGAUUUCAAUCCAUAUUAUGAUGCUCCCACUCUCAAAUCUAAAUGCUUUUUGUUAAUGGAACUUAUGCAAAAGGAUAUUUGGAGAACAGCUGCUGCUCAAAAUGAGAUUGAUGAUGAACCUUACUUGUUGUUUAUAUGUCUACACGUUUUCAAGGUGAACGAAAAGCCUACAUCACGACUUCCUGCUGAUUUCUUUCGGGAGAAUAAAGCUGUUAUAAACACUAGAGCACAUUGUGAUUCAAGACAAGUUAGUUUUGCCACUGCUUUGGAUCCAGGACAUUAUGUUGUGGUGCCUUCCGUGUACUAUGAUACAAAGGAAGAAAGUCCUUAUUUAUUGAGAGUUUAUGCAGAAAGACAGUUACAACUUGAAUUAUUGUAGCUUGAAUAUUUUUGUUACGUAUACCAGUAAAGUAUGUACUCAAAAAGAAAACUAAUAUUCAACUAAAUUCGUUACUACUAUGAAAAUGCCACUCUCCCUCUUCAGUUCAAUUUUAUCUCCUAUUGUUCUGAAUAGUCAUUUUGUAAGCAAAUUUAGGCAACCAAAGUGUUUGUUACUUAUAAGUAUGUUACUCGAUAAGUAUGUUGAUAGGUAUUUGUUUGUUUGUCUGUUAGACACUUUCGUAUGUUACACGAUAUCUCACGAAAGUGAGGUUGAAUCUGCUCCAAAUUUUGCAUGUGCGUUCAACAUAUCUCGCACCAGAAGCCUAUAGAUUUCGGAUGAAUUAUUUCGUAUAAUUAGCGAGUUAUUAAUUAAUUAGUAGCGGUGUCGCUAUAGCGUCAGGAAUCAAAACCGCUGAUCGAUAAGUCGGCGGUCUCUGAUCGCUAUCUAGUUUUCUUUCUUAUUAGUAAGCGCAAUGUCCUAGUGGUCAGUGGUCAUACAUACUUGGUAUCUCAAGUGUCUUUUGUAGAAAUGCAUUUAGUUUAAAUCACUUCGGUUUUUGAAGUAUCAUCGACUUAGCUCCUACCACUGUAUUUUUUAGAUGAGUAUAUUUUUAGCAAAAAUACCCUUUUACUGCACUAGUUACUUACUGCACUAUUUUGUUAUCUAUGUGUACUUAUACUGUUUGUAUCAUGUGAUUAUGUACGGCUUUUACUAGUCCAAAAAUACAUGUAUAUAUGCAUCAACACAGUACCCUUGUUAUAAUAAUGAUAUUGGUUUUGUCACGAGGGGUAAAUUUUAUAACCAUCAAGAUUUUUAGUUUCAGUACGGUAUGUCGCAAGUCUCAAAAUUUGUGAAAUUUAAAAUCAAUUGGGCCACAAACCUUUCAAAAAUUGAUAGAGUUUUUUAUAUUUUAUUUGGCAAUUUGAUUGUAGCAGCGAUGGAUGGUGAUGCUAUUUUUUGCUACCGAUCGGUAAUUCUCAUUUUAUUUAUUGAAGUGGAAGUGUUUAUUUUUGUUUGUUUUGUAGAUGUAGUUAAUGGGCCACAAAAUUUUCUUGCAAUGAAUGAUUAGCUGUUCCCAGUAUUGUCUUGCCGGUGUCCGUUCGGUAUUGGUGACCCUGACGAGCUCAAGGACAGCACCUCGCUAUAGGAUUAAUCCGUAUUGUCAGUUUCGCUUUCAUGAUUACACAUGCAAAUCAUUACUUUGCUUAAUGCACUGCGAUAUCAAUUGCUAUAUAUAUUAUAUACGUAUCUAUUCUUCACAUAUACCAGACUUCAUUUUCUCAUUUCUACUUUAUUACACUACAUCAGUUUACCUCAAACAGGUUUCAAGACUACGCUCAAGUAUGCUUUCAUAUCAUUUCUGCGAUAUCAUGUAACAUUGUAUAAUCGUUACAAUUACUGUAUUAUAUUAGUCAUUUUACAUAUAAAAAGCAAUGUAUUUUGUGCUCUAGUUGAUGUCAAAAUGUAUCUACAUCAUCUGUCAAUGCACAAUAUAAACAUAUUCAUCAUGAUCAAAAUGCAAGCCAAAAUAAUGUAUCUCACUUAUUCAAAUAUAUAGUCACGAAAGUAUUACAAGUUCAUAAAACCCAAGGAUAAGAUUUGUGUCGAUGACCAAUGCCAUACAUUUGAGGCGUAAGCACAUAAUGUAUCGGUACUGGAUGCGAUGUCGUAUUUUGUGAUGUAGACGUCAUUAUUUUAGACGAAUUGUUAUCUUGGCUGGAUGAACACUCGCUCUUAAUUUGCUCAUAGCAAUAGCGU
Messenger RNA from Styela clava, 3725 nucleotides. RefSeq names its product calpain-A-like. Gene Ontology annotation, biological process: proteolysis. Lineage: Eukaryota; Metazoa; Chordata; Ascidiacea; Stolidobranchia; Styelidae. Gene Ontology annotation, molecular function: calcium-dependent cysteine-type endopeptidase activity. The record is from RefSeq and is a predicted model, not a curated record. Gene Ontology annotation, cellular component: cytoplasm.